Messenger RNA from Sclerotinia borealis F-4128, 1725 nucleotides. The record is from the annotation of a GenBank genome assembly. Lineage: Eukaryota; Fungi; Ascomycota; Leotiomycetes; Helotiales; Sclerotiniaceae.
AUGGCAGAUAGUACCGAGGCAUCUACACCUGUCUCUGCUGUAGCAGCAGGACAAGAUCCAACUCACACAUAUGUUCCAAAUCAAGGAUAUACCCACCCUGCCACAUCAGAUGCCCCUCCAGUGACGCCAACUUCUGGCGAAAAUACAGAAUAUGCUGCAGAUAACGAAGACGAUGCAUACGAUGAUCUGUUCGAUGAGGAAGAUGAUGGUUAUGUUGACGAUGUCGAUUAUGACCCAUCCUCUGGUGAUCUCACCAAAUCCUAUAACCGUCAACGCAAGCUCAAUGACACCAGCACCACCGGCGCACCUCGAAUAAAUCCUCAGAGACCGGCUGCGAAUACCAAGGCAAGUGUCGAUGAUCAGAUCACUAGUUUGUCAAAACAUGCUGCGAAGAUUAGGUUGGAUGGCUCAUUUGAUGGAGCUCAUAAAACACACGGGAAGGAUAAAUCAGAUCGUGCGACGAGUGAACAAGUUUUGGAUCCUCGUACACGUAUGAUUUUGCUUCAGAUGAUCAAUAGAGGUGUUGUUUCCGAAGUCAAUGGAUGUCUGAGUACGGGUAAGGAGGCCAAUGUAUAUGGAGCUUUAUCGAUUCCUUCAUCGGAAGCAGAUUCGCAACCAAUUCACCGGGCGAUCAAAGUCUACAAAACUAGUAUUUUGGUCUUCAAGGAUCGUGAUCGUUAUGUUAGCGGUGAACACAGAUUCCGAUCUGGAUACAAUAAAGGAAACAACAGAGCCAUGGUCAAAGUAUGGGCCGAGAAAGAGUUCCGAAACUUAAAGCGUCUACAUUUGGCUGGCAUCCCUUGCCCAGAGCCAAUCCACCUUCGUCUACAUGUUCUUGUGAUGGGAUUCCUAGGUGACAAAAAGGGAUGGGCAGCACCAAGACUCCAAGAUGUGGAUCUCUCCGGCGAAGAUGUCGAUGAGCAGUGGCGAUUACUCUACCUACAACUCAUCGGACUUAUGCGAAGAAUGUACCAGACAUGCAAACUUGUCCACGCAGAUUUGAGUGAGUACAACGUAUUAUACCAUCAGAAAAAGCUUUUUAUCAUCGAUGUAUCUCAAAGUGUUGAGCACGAUCAUCCUCGCUCAUUAGAGUUCCUCCGAAUGGAUAUCAAGAACGUCUCGAAUUUCUUCAAGCGCAAAAAUGUUGAGGUCCUCUCCGAGCAAACUAUUUACCAAUUUAUAACUUUCCACGAUGGACCAACUCACGAACCAGGACUUAACGAAGCCCUUGAGAAGCUCAUCAUCGAAAGACCAGAAGAGGACGAAACCGAAGAGGCUGUCGCCAAACAACAAGUCGAAAAUGAAGUCUUCCGUCAACAAUACAUACCACAAACUCUGGAUCAAGUCUACGAUUUCGAGCGCGAUGCGGAAAAAGUAGGUAAAGGCGAAAGAGGCGAUCUCGUAUACCGAAAUCUGCUGGCUGCUGAUAAGAUGCCUAUGUCUUCGGGUAACGAGGCUGAUGCAGAGGAUACGAUGGGCGAUGGUACUAGCCAAGCCAGUGAUGAUGACGAGGAGGGCGACGAAGAUGGAGAAGAUGGAGACGAUGACGAUGAUGAGAAGAGAUUCGAGAAGGGUACACCAAGGGGAAAGAGAUUUGAGGAUAAGGAUAUUAAGAAGGACCACAAGAAAGCAGUCAAAGAAGAGAAACGAGAAAAGAGAAAAGACAAAAUCCCCAAACAUCUCAAGAAGAAACUCGUAAGUUCGACAGCAAAACAUAAGCAUUAA